This is a messenger RNA of Tribolium castaneum (red flour beetle), 377 nucleotides long. RefSeq names its product ATP synthase, subunit E (gene ATPsynE). Gene Ontology annotation, biological process: proton motive force-driven ATP synthesis. NCBI's taxonomy places the organism in Eukaryota, Metazoa, Arthropoda, Insecta, Coleoptera, Tenebrionidae. Bases 84 to 320 code for a protein of 78 amino acids. Gene Ontology annotation, molecular function: proton transmembrane transporter activity. The transcript is spliced from 2 exons. The record is from RefSeq and is a predicted model, not a curated record.
UCAACUCUCAUAUUUGACACUAGUUUGACAGUUGUGAUUGCCAUUCUCAAAAUUAGUUUUAAAUAUCGUCAAUAAGCCCAAAAAUGUCUGGUCUCCCAGCUCCAGUUCGCGUUUCGCCACUUAUCAAAUUCAGCCGAUGGAGUUUGCUCACAGUCGGAGUCUUGUACGGAGCAUUCCACCAGAACAGGCUGUCCAAGAAGGAGGCAGCUUUCAGAGAAGUCGAACUUAAACAGAAAGCCAUCCGUGAUGAGAAAUUAGCCGCUGAAAAGAAACUAGCUGCCGACAAGGAAAUCGCAGAGUUGGAGGCGCUCGCUAAAUAAAUUAUCCAAAAAUGAUUGUUAUUUGUAAAUUAGUAGAUUAAAGGUACCAACAAAUAA